Lytechinus pictus (painted urchin) is the source of this 5554-nucleotide messenger RNA. RefSeq names its product ranBP-type and C3HC4-type zinc finger-containing protein 1-like. Gene Ontology annotation, biological process: protein linear polyubiquitination; proteasome-mediated ubiquitin-dependent protein catabolic process. Gene Ontology annotation, cellular component: ubiquitin ligase complex. NCBI's taxonomy places the organism in Eukaryota, Metazoa, Echinodermata, Echinoidea, Temnopleuroida, Toxopneustidae. Gene Ontology annotation, molecular function: ubiquitin-protein transferase activity; ubiquitin binding. The transcript has 14 exons. The record is from RefSeq and is a predicted model, not a curated record. The coding region runs from base 582 to 2828 and encodes 748 amino acids.
ACUUUCGAGAAGUCUGCGCGAUAUUAAUGGAGGAUCGGAGUCAGUACGUACAUUGACAACGGCAAUAUAACGGUACCCAAUAUAACUUGAAUAGGACGGUCUACCCCUUUUCUCCGGUGUAUAUUUGGAAUUAUUCUGCUGUAGUAAUUCACCAUCUACACAUUUCAGGAAAUUAGUUUCAAACAUUUGAUUGCUGCAACUCACCAUAUUACAAACACCUCAUCUACCAACAAGACAUUUCUAUCAGGGAUCCUUGUGGAAAUCAGAUGUGAUACACUGUCCCUCUUUUCCUUUUCAUCCCUCUCUUCAUAUUUAGAUUUAAAACCAAUAUAAAUGUGACAUAUCCCAUUUAAGAUCUCACUUUUUAUCUUGUCAUUGUGCGAAGGGAUUAUUACACUAUCUUUUGAAUUUUCAUUCAUAUAUUUAUUAGAAAUAAGUUGUCAUAUCAGAGACAUUAAUUUUUUUAAAGCUAGACCCCCCAAAAUAAACAGAGGAAAACGUAGCUAAAGAAAAGGCAUUGCAAAAAAGUUGCCAAUUUGAUGAUAACACCCUAAUCCACCUCCAAUACUGAUUACUGUAUAAUGCAAUCAAGUCUUUCACGAGGCCACGCAUCUGGAAUCACUGUCGUUCUCUCUGGAAGGGGCUUCUUGAGCAGCUAUCCGACGAGGGACCUCACUGGGAGGCGAGAUCCUAAAGGAAGCCAAUCGGCUAAAAACACUCAUGAUGGGGGCCUUCUUAAUGCCCCGGUCAAACUACAGCUUGUAAAUCACAAGCAUGGGGGCUAUUCCAUCCGUAUUGUGCACAAUGAUGACAGACCAAGAUCUCAACCGAUCAUCAAUGAAAAUUUAGAAGAAAUAUCUGUUCUGAAUCACACAGCACAGCAGUUUGAGUUUGUUUUGAGUAGAGACGGUAGCCACCAUUUGAUGCUGUUUAACAAUACAGGAGAAGGACAGCAAUUCCAAUUGAUACUUGGUGCUGUCAAUGCCCAAGGGCAGAUUAGAAUGACAAGUAAACGAGGAGCAGCUCCAAUGGCAGCUAGGUUUCCAGGUCUCCAGAGAGGAGGAGGAGGAGGAGCAACAACCAAAAAGAAAGUAACCAGCAAGGAGAACGACAGAGUUCCUACAGUCGCUCCCACUGAAAAUGGAGCAGAGGACAUUGAUAUUCAUACCAUGGUAGAGCUUUUGAAAACCUCAAUACAGGCCGGUGAUGUCAUGAAUUCUGAAAUAUGGGCUAAGAAUCUUGCCAACCUUCAACCCAAACUCAGCAUCCUGGUUGAAACAGCAGGAAAUACCGUACCGUCAAGCAGUGAUAUAUCGAUUCAAGUUCAAGUUGAAGAUCGAGAUUCAUCAAAAUUGAAGUUAAGAAUGUCUGUGCCAUCGAAUAUAACAAUUGCUGGUCUAAAGAAAAGGACUUGUCUGACUUACGAUCUUCCAACGCAAGUUCAGAACUGGCUUAUUGGUGGUCGCAUAGCAAAAGACACCGAGACUCUUUCAGCCAAUGGAAUCACGUCGUCUGGCGCAACCCUUUACCUUUAUUUGACCUCAGCUGCUAAGGUCAAUAUUACGAAGGAAUCCAUGGAGAUUGAGAAGCAUGCAUUCUCUGAGGAUAGGAGGAAGCAUCAGAGAUAUUGGCCAGACCAGAACCCCCAAACCAUGCGAAGGACCAGCAGUGGCAGCACAGAAGACCGUGGUACCUUGCGAUCCUCACUUAGCAGAGCAAGAUUGUCCCCCCCAUCGGUUGUUGAAUCUGCUUCAUUACAAAGACUUGUACAACCAUCACAUGAUAGAUUCAUGGAUAGGAGUUCGUCUUUAGGAUCAAGAACUUCAUUAGCUGAAAGGCAUGAAGUAAAAAAGGAACCAACUGCCAUGGAGGUUGGAUGGGUGUGUCCUAGGUGCACCCUUGUGAACCCCCCUCUAAUCCCAGGGUGCCAGGCUUGCUCCACCGAUCGUCCUGAAAAUUACAAGGUGCCUGCCAAAGGGACCUACACCAUGGACCCGUCAGAGAGCAGCUUUCAGAAAGCCUUAGAAGCGAACGAACAAGCUCUUUUGGAGAUGGAACAAGAACGGGUAAUCCAGAACUACCAAGAUCUCUUGAGGAUCGAUGAGCAGGACCUGGUCCCAAACCAAGAUAUAUUUGAAUGUCCUAUAUGCCUAGUGGAUUGUGAUCCUGGAGAAGGUGUAAUGCUCAGAGAAUGUCUUCAUUUAUUUUGCAGGGAAUGUAUUAUCCAGCAUAUCAAGCAGUCAACAGAUGCCUUGGUGAUGUGUCCAGGUAUGGAGGAUGAUAUACCGUGCACGCAGCAUGUUCUAGAAAGGGAAAUUAAAGCACUUUUGAGUGAAGAAGACUUCCAGAAGUACCUCGAACGCGGUCUACGCCGGGCGGAGUCCAGUGCAUCCGACAGCUUCCAUUGCAAAACUACCGACUGCAGGGGCUUCUGUUUCUAUGACGAUGAUCUUAACUUCUUUGACUGUCCUCUCUGUAGGAAAAUAAACUGUUUGACGUGUAAAGCCAUUCAUGAAGGUAUCAACUGUAAGCAAUACCAGGAGGAUCUCAAAAUACGGGCGCAGAACGACGUGACAGCAAGACAGACGCAGCAAGCUCUGGAGGAAUUGGUUCAGAGUGGAGAAGCUAUGAAGUGCCCAUUUUGUAGUAUCAUCGUUCAGAAGAAGGGAGGCUGUGAUUGGCUACGUUGUUCUGUCUGUCAGACGGAGAUCUGCUGGGUGACAAAACAAGCAAGAUGGGGACCAGCUGGUACUGGAGACAUUAGUGGGGGAUGCCGUUGCCGUGUCAAUGGCAAGAUGUGUCAUCCUGAAUGUCACAACUGUCACUGACAUCAUAAUCAACACUCAGAGCAACGAUUGAUGGACAUUCCGUUAAAAUUAUUAUCAGCUUACAUAUUGAUAUGUACAGUAUAACAAAGAUUUGUUAUUUUUUUAAUUUGCUAGGCUCUAAACACUGAAUGAUGCGAGCAAUAAUACCAACAUGAAGUGCAUUUCAUGACAGACACAUAUUGAAUCCAGAUACAACUGAAUUGUACAAAUUUCUAUGUGUAAGCAGAUUGGUGUUAUUAUUAGCUGCAAUUUCUUCAAAAUGAUUGAUUAAUAAGUUGAUUUCAUCUCUUAUAAUCUAGACCCAUUUUCUAUCAUCAUCAGAAAGAUCAUUUUGUUUAAGCUAUUCCUCUCAUUUCACCAGAUACAUGUCCAUGUUCAUUCAUGCAUAUAUAAUAAAAUUUGGCUGCACGAUAUGACAGUGAUACUGAAAUAGCAUGAUAUUCAGAAGUCAUUGAAUAGAUUAUUCUGGAUCUACGUACAUCAAAAUAUUUUAAACAUUUGAAUGUGCUUCAGACAAGAAAUUUGCCUUGCCAAAAUGCUAUAAAUCACUGGCACUUUCUCCCUUAUUCCAAUCCAACUCACCUGGGUCAAGGGGAAAGGGUCAUAAAUGAUGUCAUCCCGAACCAAUAUUUUAUUCUCCCCUCUCCAUUCUCUUACUCUUAGCUGAAAGAAAGUGAUAUGUGAACAUUACUUGACAUUUAUUCAUGUCAGACAUUAUAUUCCUGAAUCCUAAAUGUUAUAUCUAGUGAUAAUUGAGUAAACAAAUACAUGUAUGCAACAUCAUGCAGUCCUAGAAUUAAGUAAUAAGUAUUUUGUAAUGUGCAAUUUAUGAUACAUAUCACUCAAGGCACUAUAUACAUUAACAAAACAAAGGAAUAUGAUCGUAAUCAUAUAUAAGUUAAAAGCUAACGAUAAAAUUAAGAUUUUUUAUAUUCCUGUAUGAAAAUAAAGUACGUCUUGAUUGGAAAACAUUUCAGCUGUUUAUAUAUCUAAUACUUCUAGGAAGUCUGUUCCACAUAAACAAGGCCAUUUGGCCAAGAGCCCUAUCUCCCCGUUUGUCUCAUGUGCUUCUCAUCUUCUGCUUUUUUUAUGCACCCUUCAUCUCCUGAAUUCUGUAGCUCCCAUAGACUUUGCACAUGGAUCACACAGUUCUGGCGGACAAUAGGACAAUCAUUCUUUUAGCUGGUACAUUUUUUUUCUUUGCCACAUCUUUUCAUGAUAUAUUAUAUUUGGGGUUUAAUUCAAGAAAUAUGUAUGAUUGUGAUUACAAUAGAAUGGUAGGUAAUAUGUUUGGUAUAUGAAAUUAAGGUUAGGAUCAGGGAGGAUGGGAUAUGGUUUCAGGUAAGGACUUGGUUCACUAUGUAGUUGAUCCAGAUUUUUUUUUUUUUUUUAGUUAUCGUAAAAUGCAAUUAUCUUUAAUAUAAGGGUAUAACACUUGUACUGCUUAUUCAUCAUCUGGUAAAAUACUAGUAUUUCAAACAUAUGUUUUGCCUAUUUUGGUAUUUUUUCAUUGCUAUUCAUGUAGUUGUGCUCUUUAAGAUGCAUGCCCAAAUUUUGAGAAAAUAACCAGAGGUAUGAAAUCACAGUGAUCAAUUUACAAAACAAUAUUGAUCAAGGCAGUGUAUGCAACAAAUAUUGAAUGUACGGAAUUCAACAUUUAUUUCUGUUUAUCCCUCAACUCUGUGCAAUUGUAUAUGCCCUUUGGAUAUUAUUUCUCAAAAGAUUGUUGCUAUCACACAUCUGAUUUCAAAACAAUGUUUACAGAGUUACUAUAACCAAUGCUUAUACUCUUAUUAGACAUCUCAAAAUACUUGUUUAAAGUUAAAGGUCAAAUGAUUCAGAGGUCAUUAUAUAUGUAAAAUUGUCUUGUUCUUGUGAUAAAUGAAGAACCUUUAGAUGGAUCUACUUCAAAUUUAGUUCAUGUAUGCACAUUGGAGAGAAGGUGAUCUGAGCAGAUUUUGGGGUCAUGGGUUCAAAGGUCAAAUGUUACAGAGGUUAAUAUCAUAUUAUGCUAAAGUUACCGACCAACUCGGGUUUGGAUGCUGGUUUUGCGGUCAUUUCUUAACUGGAUGGCAUCAAGUGUGUAUAACGAAAUAUAAUGUAUGUACUGAUACAGUACAGCACCUCGCAUUUGCAAAAUUAAAUGAAAGUGUUUUUGUUCUUCUUAGGAAGCCCCCACUUAUGGUCCCUUUACUAAUAGUGCACUGAAGUCAGAUUCAUCUGUACUCAAAAUUACAUUGUUCUUUUAAGAAGAUCUAUUACAGUAUGUGUUUGACUUAUAAUUUGAUUAUAGCCCAAAGGGAAGAGGUGAUUAAAAGAACCACAAGUUGUAACUUUGAAAUUUCUAUAAUCUUAUUGGUCUCUAUUUUAAAACAUUAAUCAAUUUCUUAUUACUAGCUUGUUUGAUUUUCUUUUAAACUUUCAACAUUCUACUUUUCUUAUAUUUCUCCUUUUAUAGAAGUGAUUUAUUACCAAGUAUCACCAUUUGAAUCCCUAUAUCAUAAAAUGAUAAAUAAUCAAUAUAUGUAUACUCAGCUUAUAUAUGGAUCAUAUACAUUCAAAGGACGUGCAUGUUGGCUCCAUGAAUCAUCAACAUGUUAGCCACAAAGUGUAUCAUGCCACGUAUUGCCGAAGAACAAACUAGUUCUUUAUCAUCUUAAUUCAAAGUUAUUUGUGUAUGUUAAGGAUGCUGGCAUGAUUUGAAUAAAGGAAUGUUUAAAGCAUAA